Molecule: messenger RNA, 3989 nt
Organism: Cinclus cinclus
Lineage: Eukaryota; Metazoa; Chordata; Aves; Passeriformes; Cinclidae
Gene: ZDHHC7
Product: zinc finger DHHC-type palmitoyltransferase 7
Exons: 6
Coding region: 887-2032 (381 amino acids)
Biological process (GO): protein targeting to membrane; peptidyl-L-cysteine S-palmitoylation
Cellular component (GO): Golgi apparatus; endoplasmic reticulum
Molecular function (GO): protein-cysteine S-palmitoyltransferase activity
Source: RefSeq, a predicted model, not a curated record
GACAACAAAGCCCUAAAAAAAAGUUUUCAUGAAAUUAAAUUAAUUAAUGUGUUCUUCGGAAAUCUGAUUCAUGUAAUCCGUUGCCAUGUUCAUUAAGCCAGAACCAUUUUUUUCCCUUAAGUUUGGGCUGAUGUGAGACCAUUUUAUAAGUUAUCCAGUGUAUCUUUGGAACAGGCUUGUGGUUUUUCCAAAACAACAAUAUUUUUGUCAACAAGUUUAGCUGCUUUCUAACUUGCUGUGUUGUUUGUUGUGAGCAGUGUGUUGGAACAGCUUUAUUUCCAUCCUGAUUUUCCUUUCUACUCUCCCCUCACUUGCUGGAGCAGAAUUAAAACUCAACAGUCUGGUGCCAUAAUUUGCUGUUUUCAGAGAGACAUGAGCUGUAAUUUAAUGAAGACUUUGCCAUUUUAGUUUAGAUAAAAGAGAGAAGUCGAGUUCUUAACAGAAGAGGAGGAGUGGUCUGUAAGCACAGCAUGAUGGAAAUUAAUUCAGUCUAAAAUCCCUUUGUCAGGCAUUGAAGUUGCAUGUUAGUGGUGGGUUAACCCUGGCUGGACACCCACCAAAGCUGGUCUGUGUCUCCCCUCAGCUGGAGAGGGGAGAGAAAAUGUAAUAAAAAGAGAGCAGAGAUAAGAGCAGGAGAGAUCACUCAGCAACCGUCACAGGCUUGACCUGGGGAAAUCAGCUUAAUUUAUUACCAGUGACAUUAGAGUAGAAUAGUAAGAAAUAAAAACUAAAAAAAAAAAAUGUAGAAAGAAUUUUUUUUUCACAAACAAACUAAAAAGGACACCUUGAAAGGUGUCCCCCCCCUUCUUCCAUAUUCAUGUUGCUGUAGUCACAGAAUAGCUCAGGCGUGGACCAAAAGGAUCCCAGUUCUGCUUUGAACUAGAACAUGCUUUGUCUCCCAGAAACAAAACCCCAGGGCCACCUGUACUCAGUUUCCUCAUUAGUAAUCAGUAAUGGUGAUGAUGAUGGUGGCGCUGGUGGUGUGUUUGUCCCUGCAGGGCGAGGCCAGCAAACCAUGCAGUCAUCAGGGCACCGUUUCCGCGAUGUCGAGCACCACCCGCUCCUGGCUGACAAUGAGAGCUACGACUCCUCCUCCUCCUCCUCGGAGGCCGACAUGGCUGAGAGGGUCUGGUUCAUCAGGGAUGGCUGUGGCAUGGUCUGUGCCAUCAUGACCUGGCUCCUGGUGGUCUAUGCAGACUUCGUAGUGACUUUUGUCAUGUUGCUGCCUUCCAAAGACUUUUGGUACUCCGUGAUCAACGGGGUUCUCUUUAACUGCUUGGCAGUGCUGGCUCUGUCGUCGCACCUGAGGACUAUGCUGACUGAUCCAGUAAGUAUCCAAGAGUUCCUUGCCAUUGGGUUGACCCCUUCAUCUCCACAGAAGUUUGGAAAAGUGAUACCAGGUCUUCUCCUGCUGGGAAAAGGGGCUGUGCCCAAAGGAAAUGCCACUAAAGAAUACAUGGAUAAUUUGCAACUGAAACCAGGAGAAGUGAUCUACAAAUGUCCCAAGUGCUGUAGUAUCAAACCUGAGCGUGCGCACCACUGCAGUAUUUGCAAGCGAUGCAUCCGAAAGAUGGAUCACCACUGCCCGUGGGUGAAUAACUGUGUGGGGGAGAAAAAUCAGAGAUUCUUUGUUCUGUUUACGAUGUACAUAGCCCUAAUUUCAGCUCAUGCUCUUGUACUCUGUGGAUUUCAGUUCUUCUCCUGUGUCCGAGGGCAGUGGACUGAGUGCAGUGACUUCUCCCCACCUGUAACUGUGAUCCUGAUGAUCUUCUUGUGCCUUGAGGGUUUUCUGUUUCUCACUUUCACUGCAGUCAUGUUUGGCACCCAAAUCCACUCAAUAUGCAAUGAUGAAACGGAGAUUGAAAGACUGAAGAGUGAAAAGCCAACGUGGGAGCGCAGACUGCGCUGGGAAGGGAUGAAAUCUGUUUUUGGGGGCCAGCCCUCCCUCCUGUGGAUCAACCCUUUCGCAGGAUUUCGGAUCAGGCGACUCCUGCUACGAGGAAAGAAAGGAGGACCUGAGUUUUCUGUUUGAGUCUGAAUAUGCUGGAACUUGCAAGAAUCCUAUAUAGUAUUUAUUUUGGGGCCAGAGAAGGCUGUCUACAUAUAAUCUGUGACCAGGUGAAACUGAUAUCAGACAUUUGCUUGUAGCAAGCAGAGUUUUCUACGUUUGUUGUCACAGACAUCUCAUUAAUUCUGAGACAGGAACUGGAUCUGCCAUGAUCUUCACAGCAGGAGACCAGAGGAAAAGCACGUGGUCACACUAAAGAAGCCAAAUGUUGUCAUGCUACUGUAAUUUAUUUUCUGAGAUUACUUCCCCGUUUUUUUGUUAAACCCUUUUUAUUUGAUAAAUGUCUGGGGAGUUACCUGUGUGUUUUUAUGACGAGUCUAAGUCCUUGGAUGCACUUGUCAAUCAUUAGGAGGAGCAUUCUGGUGGAAGUUGAUCUCCAGUGAGACACAGCCUUCUCAGUCCAGAUUUCAGGGAAUUGUGCUUUGUUCAAAGUUCUCCUUUCUCUUUCAGCUUGUCCCUCUGUGUCCCACCCAUUCCUCGUGUGCAGGUGAUGCCAAGGACUGUUCCCAGCACAGAGGCACUGUCACACCCUGCCCAAUGUCUUCCCAGGCUCCCCAAAGCAUGGCCUGUGUUUGUCAGUGUCCAUCCCAUCUGGCAUUGAGGAAGAGGCAAAAUUUUCACUUAUAACCUGGCUGGGGGCCACAUCCUGCCCUGGGUUCUGCAUUUCCAGUUCCUCACGUGUUGGCUGCAGAGGAACUCAAGUGUGGACUGUGCAGGGAUGAGUGGGACCAGUGUCCUGCUGUGUGAGGUGACAGGGAGUGGACAAAUUGGGAUUAAUUCCCUGCAGACACUUUGUCCUUGUAGGGUCUUUCUCUGCCCCUUUUUUACUGUACAGACUUUUCAAAGAGGGAAAGCUGUUAAUGAUCACUUGAACAAAGCAGAGGAAAGAGGCAACUUCCCUCCUUUCUCAAGUACAGCACAUCUUAAAUGUAGAAAUGUCUGCAAUAGAACAAGUUACUUUGAAUUCAACUACUUCCAACCAAAACUGCUUGGAGGAAAUGAGAGCAAUAUAGGUCUAGAACUGCUUUAUAUGGGCCUGACAAACAACAGUAGUGCUAAAAUAUGUUCAUAAAUCUGCAAGUAAUGAAAUACAAGCUGCAAGUAAUAAAAAUCCAGCUAAAAGUUGAUUCUUUAAAAGUGACAUUUAGACUAUUUUUUGUAUUAUUCUUAACCUAUAAAUAACUGACCUAUAAAGGAUAAAGCAGGAGCCUUGAUGCAUAGCUUGAAAUCGUGCCUAGAAAGUAAAUAGCUCCCUGUUUUGGGACUUGCCUUAAAAUUGUCCUAUUCUUGCUUUUGCUCAGCCAGUGGCACUGGUGACCUGUCCCACCUCAAGCAGCUCAGAGCCCUGCAUUCCAACCUUUGUGCACUGCAGGAGCUGUUUCCUUUCUCAGUGCCCUGCUUCUCCAUCUCUCCAUGGCAUCCUGAUCCCAGCUCCAUCAGUUUCUGUUCCAUGGGGUGGCCGAAGGUACUGAGGGAUCCAUUUCUUGUGUGUGGCCCUGUGAACAAAACUGUGCAAUACUUUGGGAUAUUUUCACUUUGCUUGGGGGAGGGUAGUGGUGGUGGUGUGGAAUGCUGGACACUUCCUGGGUGGAAAUCCACUGGAAUUGCAGUCCAGUGGAAAAAAUAAAACAGAGGGGAAAGCUGGAAGUUCCACAGAAUUCUGUGCAGAUUCAAUUGCACACCUUAAACAUUGGGGUGAAAAAAAGAAUUGUCUGGCUUUGUCCUGAGGCUCUUACUGUGUAAAUUGUUCAAUGAGAAAAUCAGAAAAUACCACUCCAGGUGGUUGAACCCUGUGACUUGGCAAAUGUGUGCGUGUGAAAUCCAGUUUACUUGGCUUUUCAAAUCCUUACGUUGUAAUUUUUUUUUUAAUGUAAAAAAGAAUAAACUAAUGAAUUAAAGUCUUAGUUGAUUAACUUCUCUA